GGUCUGUGCUGUGGGGUUUGGGUAUGCAGUAUGUGUUUGCCAUGUUGAUCCUCAAAACCAGUCCUGGUCAGCAGCUGUUCGACUUUGUGGGUGAUAAGACCACUAUUUUCCUGAGCUACGCAAGGAAAGGGGGUGUGUUUGUGUUUGGAGAGGUUGUGAUGAAUGGUGCGUACGAAGGGGAUGUUCCAGAUGAGCACAGGUGGGGGUACGCUAUCUGGUGUUUCAGUAUCUUUAUACCUGUCUUAGUGUAUUUCUCAGCGCUGGUCUCCAUUCUCUUCCACCUGGGAGUGCUCCAAGUCAUCAUCCAGGGGAUCAGUAAAAUCAUGUUCUACACAAUGCAGACCUCCGUGGUUGAGUCUCUCUCAGCAGCUGGAAAUAUCUUUGUGGGGAUGACGGAGGCUCCUCUCAUGAUCCGACCGUUCAUCCCAAACAUGACAAAGUCUGAGUUACACGCGGUUAUGACGGGUGGGUUUGCAACUAUAGCAGGUGGGGUUAUGGCAGCUUACAUAGGAAUGGGGAUGCCUGCCAAACAUCUGAUAGCUGCAUCUGUGAUGAGUUGUCCUGCUGCUCUGGCUAUUUCCAAGCUGGUGUAUCCUGAGAGGGAACAAAGCAAUUACACUUCAGGGAAAAAGAUUACAAUGCCGAAAAUGGAAAACUCGAAGAAUUUCAUCGAGGCAGCAACGGACGGAGCAUCAAAGUCCAUCUCGUUGUGCCUCAACAUAGUAGUGAUCCUGAUAGCAUUCAUCUCAUUCUACGCUUGCUUCCAAACCUGGUUCCAUUACCUUGCCCUGUGUGUCAACUGGGACAUCACCUUCACAGAGCUGAUUGGGUAUAUCUUCGUGCCGUUUGCGUGGAUGCUAGGUAUAGAAGAGGACCAGUGUCAGCACGCUGGAGAGCUGCUAGCUACCAAGAUUCUCAUAAAUGAGUACGUGGCGUACUCCACCCUCUCUGCUAAGGUCAGCGCGGGGCUGAUUACUCAGAGAACCCACGUGUUGAUGACAUAUGCUCUGUGUGGGUUUGGGAAUAUCGGGUCUAUGGGGAUACAACUGGGGGCUCUGUCUGUUAUGGCUCCGGAGAGGAAGUCUGAUUUGGCAAAGUUGGUGUUUAGUUCCAUGUUAGCAGGAACAGUGGCGUGCCAGAUGACUGCGUGCAUUGCUGGCAUACUAAUAGACGCUUAGUUGGUUUUCAGUUCUGUUUUAGGGGAAACUGUAGCAUACUAAUAGACGCUUAGUUGGUUUUCAGUUCUGUUUUAGGGGAAACUGAAGCAUACUUUUAGACGCUUAGUUAUUUAUAAACUUUUUAAUCUAAUUUAUUAGUAAAGUUAGUUUUCAGUUCUGUUUUAGGGGAAACUGUAGCAUACUAUUAUACGCUUAGUUGGUUUUCAGUUCUCUUUUA
Bolinopsis microptera is the source of this 1395-nucleotide messenger RNA. Its product is annotated as solute carrier family 28 member 3-like. The transcript has a single exon. The record is from RefSeq and is a predicted model, not a curated record. Lineage: Eukaryota; Metazoa; Ctenophora; Tentaculata; Lobata; Bolinopsidae. Gene Ontology annotation, cellular component: plasma membrane. The coding region runs from base 24 to 1178 and encodes 384 amino acids. Gene Ontology annotation, molecular function: nucleoside transmembrane transporter activity; symporter activity. Gene Ontology annotation, biological process: nucleoside transmembrane transport.